AAAAAAAAUAAAUAAAAAAUUCAUCUCGUGCUCGUAAAAAUUAUUCUGAUGCAAUUUUGCAAUUUUUCGAUUCAGUGAAUAGCCCCUCAUUAUCGCAAGACCUGACUAAAUAAGACACCUCGAGCACGUGUCUAGAUUAAAGUUCAUCAAGUGAAUACAGUGUUACAUAAAACUUGGAGUCAAUACAAACAUAAUUGUAGAACAAUGGCCAGCUCAGGAAAUUCAGCAGACUCGCUUUUGACAAAACUCGGUCUCCAACCAGUAACACGAUGCUCGUUGGCUAAAUUAUACGUUCCCGCAUUAGGAGUUGCUGGUUACUCAGGACUUGGAUACAGUGUCUUGAACCCUGAUUUUGUGCUAAGAUUUUCUCAAAAUGUCGACAUUACCAACAUGUCCCUGGGGACUUCCCUCGUGGGCAUGGGAUCAUACAUUUACACUAGAGAACACAUGAAACCGGCCCGUCCGGUUGUUCGAGUUAUGUACAGUGUCACUGGAGCACUUUUGUUCAACUUUGGAUCCGUUUUAAUCUGGGCAGUCGUAAAAUCAGUUUUUGGGAUGAAUAAUGUAACGCAGUGCACAUUAGCAGGAACUGCUACAGGAGCCGCGUUUAUCAUAGGUGGUCACAGUUACCUCAAUUUCGUCGACAGCCAAGUCGCCAAGAAGUAGCGGGUGUUUAUUUAUUUAUAUUCAUAAUAUUGUUAGAUUUUCUUAUGAGAUACACACGCCACUCAUUGCUAUAUUUACAAAUAAAACUCCAAAAAAUAAUCAAUAUUUUUCUUCAGCUCCCAUCGGUUAUACAAAGUAAUUAAUUAAUUGUACCACUUUUUUUAUCAGUCACAUUUUAAUUCUGUUAAGUGUUUGCUGUUUUUCUUGACACUUUGUAUAAAUUGUUAUCCUAGUGUUAUAAUUAUGUUGAAUUUAAAUCAAAUAGAAGCUAUUAAAAAAAAAUUUAU
Cotesia glomerata is the source of this 953-nucleotide messenger RNA. RefSeq lists its product as uncharacterized. The coding region runs from base 205 to 666 and encodes 153 amino acids. The transcript is spliced from 3 exons. Lineage: Eukaryota; Metazoa; Arthropoda; Insecta; Hymenoptera; Braconidae. The record is from RefSeq and is a predicted model, not a curated record.